AUGGACAAUGGCAGGGCGAAAUAUGAGGCCGAGAUUGCGAAGAAGCUUGAUGCAUUUAAGAAUGCAAAGGAGUGGUCUGAUUUUAUUUCUUUGCUGAAUUCUCUUGAUAGUACGAUCCAAAGAUAUGCGAUUGCGGAUGUUCCCAAGAAGAAGCUUUUGUUUAAGCGGUUGAAUCAGUGCCUGAAUCCAGGAUUGCCUGCUGGUGUGCAUAACAAGGCGUUGGAGACGUACUCGAUGGUGUUUGGGAAGCUUUCGAGAGAGGACUUUGUGGAAGAGUUUGACUUUCUGACUCUUGGGCUUUUUACGUUUUCAGCACACAGCCGGAUUCUUGUGACGGGAUCGUUUCUGGAUGUGCUUGAAAAGCACAUUGUUCCGCUUGGAAAGUGCAUUGAGGAUUACAGUAAGAGUGUUCUGAUUGGAUUGCUUCCACCGAUGGAGUUUGAGUCUGGAGAAUACUACAACCGUGCAAGGCUGAUGGCGAUGGACUUUAGAAAGCUUGUGUCGGCAGAGGUGUUUUAUUAUUCGCUCUGGAGUAUUUUUUUGAAUGAUGAGAGGCUGAGGAUGUCUAUAUCGAACUAUAUAUUUGAGGCAGAGAAGGAAGAUGUGGUGCAAGGCAAUAUGAAGCUUGUGUCAAGGGCGUUGUGUGUGGGCCUGGCAAGUGAGUCGGCUCUGGUUGUGAGACGAUGCCUUGAUUUACUGAUAUAUGUGUUUGCGGACACUGGCAGCAUUGGGGAUGAGGAGAUUACCUGUGAUCUUGUUGAGGCGGUUGUGAAGCUUUUUGUCAAGAGGGAUCUUUCGUUGAACAAGAGGAUAUAUGCAUGGAUGAAGCUGAAUGAAGGAGCCUGCAGAUCGGACCUGGUGCUUCUUACGAAUGUGAUGAGGAGAUUUAUUUCAAGAAGCAGCUCUGAGGACAUGCAAUAUUUUUUCCGGAUCCUGAUGACGCUGCAAGAUAAAGGGAGCUUAUGUGAAGUGAUUAUGUAUAAUCUUGUGUUUGAAGUUCUUGGGAGUCUUAGACAGCAUAGCAGCGAUGAUUUUGUAAGUGUAAGGAGUGGAGAGUUUGUAGAGGGGCAGAAUGAGAAGAUAGAUGUUUGGAAGGUAGCAAAAGUGUUUUUGACAAGUGAUCUUGAUGGGAUAUGGAGGAUGUUUUACAUGAAGUUAAGGAAGGAGCUUAGUGGGUAUGGAGAGUGUGAUAUGGUUAGCAGGAGUGUGGAAUGCAUGAGUGUUGAUGGUGCAAGAUUGGAUUCUGUGAAAGGCCAUGAUGUUGAAUCUUUGAGUAUGAAUGAAUGUGCCUUUACAGAAGUGAUCAAAGAGCAGAGAAUGAAAUGCGAUGACAGAUAUGAUGCAAAGGAAAUAAUGAAGAUGCAGUUUGAGACGAGUGUGUUGAUUGGUUGUAAUGAGAUGCUUGAUCUUGUAAGGUAUGCAGUUGAGGAGCAUGCGGUUGUUGAUGCGGAGGUCUGUAGGUACCAUCUUCCGUUUUUGACUGAUUUGGUCCUGCAGAGCUUCCGAAUGUUUGACUUUGAAACGCUGCUUAGGUUUUUGUGCCUGAGUGUUGAAGUGAUGAAGCUUGAAGAAGGAGACGGCGAAUGGCAUGAAUGUAUGCAGGAGAUGGUGUAUAGGUUCUAUAUUGAAGAGAACACCGAGCUUUUGAAGUGGAUACGGCCUGGACUGCUCUGUGAGAUUUCAGCACAUCUGGAAUGUGUUAUUGAAUGUGAUGCUGAACUGCUACUGCCACUGAUGAUUGAUUUUCUGAAGAGAUAUGGCGUCAGUGUGUUUUCAGAUGAGUUUAUGCAAAGAUACCAUGCAAUUGUGCUGAAUAUGCCUCCAGGUGUUAUUAAGAAGCAUUUGCAGGUUUAUGAGAUGAUUGACAGCAGCAAGCUUGACUGCCUGAGGAUGGUUGAGACAUUGUGGGAAAGAUUUUGUAGCAGUGGGAAAGGAGCAUGCUUGAAGAGGCAGAUAGAUGAUGGGCUGAGGGAUUGGAGAUAUGAAUGGGAUGCUGAGGCUAAUGACAUAUGUAUAGCGAAUAUAGCAGCAGGCGACGGGGAUAUCGAUUUGAUGGAAGCCAGCUUGAUGGCACAUUGGGAUUGCGAUCAUUGGCUGCUGGCAGAGCUUAUAUGGCGGUACAACCGUAUUUUCAAGGGGGAGUUUGAAAGGUUUCUACUGAAAAAGAUAGGAGAGGGCCAAGUUGAAGAGAUAGGAUGUUUUUUGAUUGCGAUGAUUGAAGAGUUCAAGGGUGGAUUUGAUUUUAUGGAGCUGUACUAUGGAAUCAACUGCAAGCUCGACUUAGAGAACCAGGUGCUUGAUAUGUUUUUGUGUUCACUGACGUAUUUUGGAGAUACAUUUCUGUAUCUUGUCCGGAAGAUGGAGAGAUCAUGUGUGCAGGUAAGCGAAGGAAUGCUUGGUAUGCCCGAUACCAGCCAGGUUUUUGGGGUGCUUAGAUGCAUAAGGAAUCUGCUGAGGCAUUCGAGAAGAUUCAGGAGCUUUCUUCGUGAAUCAGAAGACUUAAUAGAAUCAAAGGUAUUCUGUCCGGGUGGGAAUGUGAAUGCGAAGGAGAUGGUGUACAGGAUGCUUGUGUAUUUACUUGUGCAUAAGAAAGAAUAUGAAUGCAGACGAAUGAACAUUGAGGUUGUGCAGAUGCUUGAGGUGCUUGUGAGGAGAGGGGUUAUGGAAGGGGCUACGCUUAAUGUAGUUGACAUUUUGCGAAUUGCGGAGGUUGCCAAAGAAAACAGACAAGAUUCUGUGAUUGUUCUUGGGAUUGGAUCGAUACUCCGGCAUAGUGGGAAUGCGUCUGUGAUUUCUGAAGUAUGUGGGAUUCUUGGCAGCUGGUGCUUCUACUAUCAUGAGAUGCUUGAAUAUAUAUUUUCACUGCCUGAUAGGCUGCAGAGAAAGGUUCUUGCUGGUGUUAUGUCGAUGCUGAGGAAUGAAGGGUUUGGAUUAAUGAUAGCAUGUGAGGUUCUAGAAAGUAUGCUGCUGAAGAGAGGCGUUGAAGCGGAUCUUCCUGGUGUUAUUGAUAAGAGCAUGAAUUUUAUGUUUGAUUUUUUUGAAAGCCAGUAUGAGCCUGAUGUUGGGAAUGCAUGCGGCAACUGUUGUGUGAAUGCCGUGGAGGGAAUGGCUGGAGACGAAGUGGUUGUGGAUAAGAAGUGUGUGAAUGCCAGGAUGAAUGUAUUGAAGCUUAAGGCAGCUAAGCAGUUGUCGUUGUUGUUUUUCAAGAAGGUGCCAAUAAAGUUUAUUGAGAGGCUUGUUGAGCAGCCGUGUGCUCGACUUAUAGAAGUGCUCGAUUUUAAAGAGCAGCUUUAUAGCUCAGUUCUGAAUGCGCCUUCGAACAAUGCACAGGCAUUCAGGCUAUUGAUGCAUUUGAAUCAGUUGAUAGAUGGGCAGGAGCUGAUGGAAGUGUUUGAAAAGUCAAGAGCAGUAUUUGAGAGGCUUUCAUCUUACAGGAUUGGCCCAUACUACUCGUCACUGCUUUUUGGAUUAGAUACGCUUUCGAGGCUGAACAUGAGAAAUACUAACGAGCCGCUUGUGCUGAUGUUUCUACAGAAUUCUGUGUGUUUUCUACAGAAGCGGCUUGAUAUUAAGUGCAAAGGCGGGGAAGAUUGUUUCAAAGAUGAGCUUGAGCUGCUUGAUGCGGUUAUUGGGUUUGACGAGGGUGUUUCAGGUGUGAUGCCUGGGAUGGUAAGCGUGAUAUUUACACUGAUAAACUCGAAUGAUGCUUACUUGAGAGGAAGGGGAAUAGGAUUGCUUAUGAAGAUGAGCUCUGAAAUUGCUGAGGUGAAGCACUGGAAGCGGGAGUUUCUGGAGGUUUUCCACAUGCUUGAUUUUUUUUCGCAUGAGUUGCAUGAGAAAACUGUUUUGAUGAAGAAGAUAGUUGUUGAUGACUCGAAUGUGAUAAAUGAACUUAUUGUAAGGCUUGAUGGAGGGUUUUUUGUAUCCCAGGCAUCUGAUGCCAACAACAAGGUGCUAGUGCUGAAGCGGAUAUCCUACAUUAUAUUUUGUGCGCCAUACAACCACUUUUUGGGAGUAUCGCUGAAGAUAGUCGAGAGGAUAGCGAUGCUUAUAGGCCAUGUGUCUGCUAGAGUGAAGAGGGAGGUGAUGUUUCUGUCGAAGGUUUUGCUCCUGAAGAUGUCGCAUGACAAGCUUAUUAGUCUCUACCCGAUACUGUUUUAUGAUGUCGGAGUGACGAUUGAGGAGGCGGUGAAUGAGGAUCUGGCGCUGCUUGGAGAAGUGCUUAAGCUGCUGGAUAUUGUUUUUUUGCUGAACACGCCUCAGCUUUCUGAAAUCAGCGUGGUUUUUCUUGAUUUGCAGAGGAAAGCGGAUAGCGGAAGAAAUGGAGUUCUUGGAAAGACAGCCAUGAUAGUAAAACAGGCCUGGAAGAUGGAAGUGGAUGUUAAAGAGCAUCCGAUGCCAAUGAAGCGGAUACCCCUAAUGGUGCCUGGGAAGGUUUGUCCAGAGGAUAUCUUGAGAUAUAUGGACUGUGCAGCCAUGUACUACAGUUGGCUGAAUGUGAACUGUUGUGAAAUAGAUUAUGAGUAUUUGUUUGGCAUGAUUCUGGAUGAGUUGAGAGAGGUUGUUGAAUAA
Ordospora pajunii is the source of this 4572-nucleotide messenger RNA. RefSeq names its product dopey-like protein. The transcript has a single exon. Gene Ontology annotation, biological process: Golgi to endosome transport. NCBI's taxonomy places the organism in Eukaryota, Fungi, Microsporidia, Ordosporidae. The coding region runs from base 1 to 4572 and encodes 1523 amino acids. Gene Ontology annotation, cellular component: endosome; trans-Golgi network. The record is from RefSeq and is a predicted model, not a curated record.